CACAGAUUUGUGUGUAUUAAUUUUGUGUCCUGCAACCUUUGCUGAAUUCAGUUAUUAGUUCUAGUAAUUUUUUGGUAGAGUCUUUAGGGUUUUCUCUGUAUAAUAUCACAUUGUUAUUGGCCAUAACGCUGGUUUUCCAAGGAUCAUAUCUUGGAGGCAAUGAAGAAUGAAGCCAGCAGACAAAGAGUAUGGAGCAACCAACAAAGCUCUUUUAAUGAGUGAAAAGAGAAAGUUCCUGCUAAUAAGGAGGGGCUGGAAGAGAAGAUGCCCUCAGGGCUGUGGUGUCUUGGGUUUAUAUUGCCUCCUGCUAGGAUGAAGUCCUACUCCCCACCUCCAAUCCCCAUAGAGAACUGAAGUAAUGACAUCACAGUCAUUCCUGAUUGGGUAAAAGCACAAUGCUUAAUUUGCAUAGGAUGUAAUCAGACCAGCUGAGCUCUAUCUGAGUAUACUUUUGGAUGGCUGAAUUUUAUCUGCAUACGGCAUAACCGAUCAGAGCAGCUGAGGUCUAACUGGCUAAGUUGGAUUGGGGCCUUUUUUUUUUUGGAAACUUACAAGGGCCCUGAACUUUGUCUUCUUGUGUCCUAUUAUCACCUGUCUCAAUGUCAUCUGCAAAGAGUUACAGUUUAGCUUCUUCCUUAGCAAUUUGUGUGCCUUUUAAAAUUAUUUAUUUUGUCUGAUUGCUGUGGCUAGACCCUCCAGUACUAUGUUGAAUAAAUGUGAUGAGAGUUGGCAUUCUUGUCUUACUCCUAAUCUUAGAGGAAAAGCUUUUAGAUUUUCGCUAUUAAGUAUCUGACAGCUUUAUUUUUAAGGUUAGCAAUAUAGUGUCAGAUUUGUUUAUGCCUUUCUUACAGAGAGAACUUUGGUUGCAAAAUUUAAGGAGACACCAAAAAAACCUCAUUAAUGAAGAUAAAUAUUUUAAUGUAAUAUGUUUAAAAAUCAAAAUCAACUGCAAAAAAAUCCAUGAACAAAACUAAAAUUAUGUAUCCGUUUUAUACCUCCCGCCAUCAACACUACCAAGGAAAUUUCCUCCAAAUAGCAACUGUCCUCCAGCGUCCAAUAAAAACCCCAAGGUUUCUGGAUCAGGCCUCCAGUCCUCACCACGCUAUUACUACUAACAGGGGACCUUUUGUUCUUUGCCCCAAGUUCAGCCUCUCCACCCCACAAAAUCCUGGGACACUAGACCAGAACCACUCUCACCACCAAGCGGGAAAUUGGUCGAAGCCAAUCCCACUCUCUCCCUAAACAGCCUUGGCGGUCCCUGUCAGUACUGGCGCGUCUUCCUACCCUCCGGGAUGCAAGCCGGGUGUGGCUUCCAACCGGGAGUCCGAGCGGAACAUCACCCUGCGCUUUGCCCAGAGCUGCGCCCACCUCCGCCAGCUUAGGCCCCCCGGCGCGCCCGGACUCUGGUUUCCGCUGUGGGAAGGGCGCAUGGAGUUUAGACUUGGCCAGGGUGAACCCAGCUCACCCGCGCCGCCUAAGGUCAGCGUGCACGGUCUGGCUGCCCACUUCCAGGGUGGCAGGACCGCAUUUCAGCCACGCUGUCCGCCCAGUUCAGGGGCCCUUGUAGGAGAAACGUGAACCUGAAGGUCUGGGCGUCUUGAGAGUGGGUUCUUAAACUUGAUUUUAUGAGAGGUGCCCCUAUCAGAGUCACCAUGCGUUUGCAAAGCCAUCUCACCUUCGCCUCUCUAGCUCAGAGACUACAAUCUCCAGAGGCCUUUGCGGCCACUUCCGUUCUCGCUCACCUCGCCCCUCCGCGCACUGAGCCACCGCCCAUAAGCACUUCCGGUGUCGGACCGGCUCGCCCGGCUGGAGGGCGCGUUGAUUCGGCCACCGGAUUCGGGCCUCCCGGCACCUCUCUGCACCUUGUUCCCCAGCCUCAGCCUCUGGUUCCGGAACGUCAGCCCGCGACCCAUCUAUCUUCUGAGACUUUACCCUUCUCCAGGGACAGCAUUCAGGAGACCGGGAAAAUGGCCACGGGGCUCCUGAAAGCCAAAAAAGAGAACGAGAUGGCAGUGCUGCCAGGUGUUCUGAAGGAGGAAGAGGCCAUCAAGGAAAAGGACGAACUCCUCAGGGAAGCACAGGUGAAGGUGGCACAAGAGCAUCAGCUGCGAAGCAUUGAGCUGAAGGCGUUUGUGGCAUUCAGGGAUGUGGCUGUGGACUUCACCCGGGAGGAGUGGCGGUUGCUGAGCCCUGCUCAGAGGACCCUGCACAGGGAAGUGAUGCUGGAGACCUACACCCACCUGGUCUCACUGGAAAUUCCAUUUUCCAAACCAAAACUCAUUUCUCAGCUGGAGCAAGGGGAAGAGCCCUGGAUAGAGGAGAAACAGCAUCCACUCGGCCUCUGUCCAGGACCAAAGCUGGAAAUUCAACCUUGUCCCUCCUGCCCUCUGGUUUUCUCUAGUCAACAAGCCUUUAGCCAAUAUGUGUGGUUCAGUCAUCUCCCUCAGCUAUUCUCAAGUUUCUGUGCAGGAAAUCAUCUCCAUCCAGAGAAACAUUAUCCAGAAGAUCUAAAACAGCAGCAGGAGCAAGUCUUUGAGCAAGUCUGCUUGAGCAACAGAAUAGAAAUUCAAGAAAGAAAAGGCUCCAGACCCCUUUCUGGGAGCAGAAGCAGAAGCAUUUCCAAGGCACUCCCCUGCCCACCACGAGGACAGCCAGCAAGGCCCCAGGAAGAUAGCACCAUGGUGGGUGUCAGACCCAGCCGAGACCAGAAGGCAGAACUUGAGGAAGCAGAUAAUAUAUUGCAUGACUUAGAGGCUUCAGGAUUUGGAGCAGUCAAAUAUGGGGAGUUUGGGCUGUACUUUAUCAAGGAGUCACACCUGUUCAGCCUCCAGAGCACACAUACAGGGGAGACACCUUAUGUGUGCACUGAGGGGGGACAAAGCUUUAGCAGUACAUCAACCCUCAUAAACAGCCAGAGGACGCACUCUGGAGAGAAGCAUUAUGUUUGUAGGGAGUGUGGGCGAGGCUUUAUCUGGAAGUCAAAACUUAUCAUGCACCAGAGGACACACUCAGGAGAGAAGCCAUAUGUGUGCAGGGAGUGUGGACGAGGCUUUACGUGGAAAUCAAACCUCUUCAACCAUCAGAGGACACACUCUGGGGAGAAGCCUUAUGUUUGCAGUGAAUGUGGGCGAGGCUUUCGCCAGCAUUCACACCUCACCCAACACAAAAGGACACAUUCAGGAGAGAAGCCUUAUGUGUGCAGGGAGUGUAAGCAAGGCUUUAGCCAGAAAUCGCACCUCAUUAGGCACUUAAGAACACACACAGGAGAGAAGCCUUAUAUAUGCACAGAAUGUGGGCGUCACUUUAGCUGGAAAUCAAGCCUCAUGGCACACCAGAAGACACACUCAGGGGUUAAACCUUAUGUGUGCCUGCAGUGCGGGCAGUGCUUUAGCCUAAAGUCAAACCUGAACAAACACCAGAGGUCACACACAGGGGAAAAGCUGUUUGUAUGCAAGGAAUGUGGGCGAGGCUUUACUCGGAAAUCAACCCUCAUCACACACCAGAGAACACACACAGGGGAGAAGCCAUUUGUGUGCAGGGAGUGUGGACAAGGCUUUAAUGGUAAGUCAACUCUCAUAUCACACCAGAGGAUGCAUUCUGGGGAAAAGCCUUUUAUAUGCAGGGAAUGUGGAAGAAGGUUUAGCCAGAAGCCAAACCUGUUUAGGCACAAGAGGGCACAUACAGUUGAUUUGCCCUUUGUGUGUAGGGAGUGUGGGCAAGGUUUUUGUGAUAAGUUAACUCUCAUUGUACACCAGAGGGCACACUCGGGGCAGCCUCAUGAGGGCAGGGAGUGUGAGCAAGUCUUUAGCUGGCAGUCACACCUUAGUAGAUACCAGAAGAUACAUUCAGGAGAGAAACCUUAUAUUUGUAGGAAGUGUGGGCGAGGAUUUAGUCGGAGAUCAAACCUCAUCAGACAUCAGAGGACACCCUCAGGAUAGGAACCUUAUGUGUACAGGGAAUUAGUAAAAUCUUUAAUCAAGAGUUAGGACUUCAUGAGACACCAGAAGUCACACUCAGGCCUCUGGCUUUAGUAAUAAGUCAGCCAUCGCCAGAUACCAAAGUGGAGACAUCUUACAUGUGUUUACGAGGCUAAUGGUAAGAGUCAGAAUUUCUAGUCCGCCUAAAGAACUGCUACCUGUUUUCAGGACCUCUGGCUUUCCAUAGAGGGGAUGGUGGGUUGUGGAAGAUCUCUCAGGUAGCUUGAUGGACUACUUCGAAAUCGUUUGAAAUUAGGGAUGGAGACUAUUUUGUCAUUUCCUAAGUAUACUUGAAUACUCCUUCCAAGGUAACCUGGAUGUUACUGAAACAAUACGAGAGCUUGUCUCUUAAUGUCUGUCUGUCUAACCUUCAGAGAAUAAGAGACUUGACAAAAACCAUGUCUGAUGUAAUCUUGGUUCCUGCAGUGUGUUUUUUCUCAUAGAUACACAAAAAUAAUUGUAUUAUACACAGCAGUAAUCGUAAUAUAACUCUGUUUGGGUUCCAGGAUCCAAUUUCAAUGUGUAAGUGUGUGGGAGGGGGUUGUGGGGAAAAUGGAAGUUCCUCGGUCCAGGAUCCUCACCUGACCCUAAACAACUUGAUGAUGUCAUUGUCCUACUGCUGGGCUAAUGUUUCCACACCCACUGGCAAUGAGCUGUUACUGACUGAGUCACUAUAUAAAGCACUCCACUCAGCAGAGGCAGAGAUGGAGGUGGAUUACGGACCUAUGAACUUCUGUAUGCAGACAUGACUCUAGUGCUCAACCUAGCCAUGAGAAUAAAGCUGGGUAUAAAUCCUUGUACCCCAACAACGUUCUGUUGUCAUUUCUCAGUCUCACUGAAUCCAUAAUG
Manis javanica (Malayan pangolin) is the source of this 4826-nucleotide messenger RNA. Lineage: Eukaryota; Metazoa; Chordata; Mammalia; Pholidota; Manidae. The record is from RefSeq and is a predicted model, not a curated record.